CAAAUACUUUUUUAUUUAGUAGUAUGAUAAGAGAAAUCAGCUGAUUAAAAUGUCAUUGACAAUGACAAUUUUGAUAGCUACUAGAUCUGUAAUAGUUUGUAGGUUAUUUCAUUGGAUACAAAUGUUUGUUAUUUGUUAUUUGCUUUAAAUUAAAAUAAAUGUGAUUUCUUUGUUUCUUAAUAAAUAUCAAAAUGUUAUACAUUAGGCGUUUGCACCGCUUAUCAAAGCUCAUAAGUAAUGGGUCCUCAAUCACUUGCCGAUGUUAUUCUGAUACACAACGACUAACUAUUGUUAAAAACAAAAUAAAACAAGGACCAGGUUUGAAAGAUUUUAUCAUUGAAAGUUCUGAACCAGCCAUUACUGAUCGUCCUUAUAUACCAUACUUGCUCGAAAAUAAUAAAAUUACGGCAAAGAGAAAAGUUUUCUUUGAUGUAUACGGCUGCCAGAUGAAUCUUAACGAUACUGAUAUAGUUUGGUCAAUUUUAAAAAAAGAAGGCUUUGAAAAGACAGAAAUUGAGGAAGAAGCAGAUAUAUUUCUGGUGAUGACAUGCGCAAUACGAGAAGGUGCGGAAACAAAGAUUUGGCAUCGGUUGGACCAUCUUAGAGGGCUUAAGAGGCGCGCGAAAGAUCGCUCCGUUAAAAUUGGUAUUCUGGGCUGUAUGGCAGAGAGGCUGAAGGAAAAAUUAAUUGAGAAAGAAAAAGCAGUUGAUGUUGUUGCUGGACCAGACAGUUACCGAGACCUACCUCGUUUGCUAGCCCUCACAGAGAAUGGGCAGACAGCAGUCAAUGUGUUGUUAUCCCUGGAUGAAACAUAUGCUGAUGUGGUGCCUGUGAGGCUGAAUCAAGACAGUGUGUCAGCUUUCAUUUCAAUAAUGCGAGGCUGUGACAAUAUGUGCACAUACUGCAUCGUCCCAUUCACUCGAGGGCGGGAGCGCUCGCGUCCUGUAUCGUCCAUUGUCGACGAAGUACGACAAUUGGCAGACCAAGGAGUAAAGGAAGUGACUCUGUUGGGACAGAAUGUCAACAGCUACAGGGAUGUCACUCAAUCAACUGAGAAAUUUGACACUCAUUUAGCUAAAGGUUUCAAGACGGUGUAUAAAACAAAGAAGGGUGGCUUGAGGUUCGCUGACCUAUUAGACAAAGUGUCGGCAGUAGAUCCUGAAAUGAGGAUCCGAUUCACUGCCGCACAUCCUAAAGAUUUUCCCGAGGAGGUCUUGCAAAUAAUCUCAGAGCGCCCCAAUAUAUGCAAGCUACUCCACCUACCUGCGCAGUCUGGUUCUAGCGCGGUACUGGAGCGCAUGCGCAGGGGAUACACUCGGGAGGCAUACCUACAACUUGUGGACGAAGUCAAGAGGACUAUUCCUGGAGUGGGUUUAUCAACGGACAUGAUUUGCGGUUUCUGCGGUGAGACAGAGGAGGAGUUUCAAGAAACGCUCUCACUCAUGGAGACGGUGGACUACAAUAUCGCGUUCCUAUUCCCUUAUAGUAUGAGAGAGAAAACAACAGCUUACCGUCGUUACAAAGACGACGUCCCCGACCACAUAAAGAAGGAACGCCACAACAGAAUGCUAGAAGUAUACAGACGGAAAUGUCAACAACUAAACGAAGCGGAAAUUGGCAACACUCAUUUAGUAUUAGUAGAAGGGAUCGCGAAGAAAUCUGGCAACAUUUUAGGUAGAAAUGAAUUAUAUUUGAGAGUUGUGUUUGAACAAAUGGAUGUUUUGGCUGAAGAUGGGGGUAUGAGGCCUGUAAAGCCUGGUGAUUAUGUUGCCGUGAGGAUUGUAGGAGCCAGGUCGGCGACUCUAAAGGGCGUGCCGCUAUACCAUACAAGUUUAUGUCACUUCUACAGAGAGAAACAGUGGGGAGAGAGGCGUGCCAUUAAUUAAAAUGUUAGAAAUAAGUAUUAAAGGUUUGAAUCAUUGUUAUAUUUUGUUUUAUU
Messenger RNA from Spodoptera exigua (beet armyworm), 1939 nucleotides. The record is from the annotation of a GenBank genome assembly. NCBI's taxonomy places the organism in Eukaryota, Metazoa, Arthropoda, Insecta, Lepidoptera, Noctuidae.